CAGAUUAUGAAUGUGUACUAACUACCGCGCUUUGAAUCGGGUUACCAUCAAGUCUCGCUACCCAAUUCUGCGUGCCGACGAACUCAUCGACCAACUUCGUGGGGCCCGGUUCUUCUCCAAAAUUGAUUUGAAAGGCGGUUACCACAGAUUCGCGUGGACGAAGCUGACUGCUACAAGAUGGCAUUUCGGACCCAUUACGGAUUUGACCAUGAACGAAAUUUUCCGGCCUCUGAUGGAUAAGUGUGCCAUCGUGUAUCUCGACGACAUCCUGGUCUACAACACUACCCGGGAGCAGCAUUUGAAGGAUUUGGAAACCGUUUUCUCUCUCCUGCAGCAGAAUCGACUCAUCACCAAAGGUCUAAGUGCGAGUUUUUAAAACACGAACUAGAGUUUUUGGGC
Closterium sp. NIES-67 is the source of this 399-nucleotide messenger RNA. NCBI's taxonomy places the organism in Eukaryota, Viridiplantae, Streptophyta, Zygnematophyceae, Desmidiales, Closteriaceae. The record is from the annotation of a GenBank genome assembly.